Molecule: messenger RNA, 2417 nt
Organism: Ceratotherium simum simum (southern white rhinoceros)
Lineage: Eukaryota; Metazoa; Chordata; Mammalia; Perissodactyla; Rhinocerotidae
Gene: CHRM5
Product: cholinergic receptor muscarinic 5
Biological process (GO): gastric acid secretion; G protein-coupled receptor signaling pathway, coupled to cyclic nucleotide second messenger; chemical synaptic transmission
Cellular component (GO): dendrite; synapse; plasma membrane
Molecular function (GO): G protein-coupled serotonin receptor activity; G protein-coupled acetylcholine receptor activity
Source: RefSeq, a predicted model, not a curated record
CAAAGAAGAGGUGAGGCAGAAGAGAGAACAGUCUAGAACCUGUCUUAAUCCUAAUGUAAAUUCUUGCACCAGGAUGGAAGGGGAAUCUUACCACAAUGCCACCACUGUCAAUGGCACCCCAGUAGAUCACCAGCCUUUGGAACGCCAUGGGCUGUGGGAAGUCAUCACCAUCGCAUCUGUGACUGCUGUCGUAAGCCUGAUCACCAUCGUAGGCAACGUCUUAGUCAUGGUUUCCUUCAAAGUCAAUAGUCAGCUGAAGACCGUUAACAACUAUUACCUGCUCAGCUUAGCCUGUGCAGAUCUCAUCAUUGGGAUCUUUUCCAUGAACCUCUACACUACCUACAUCCUCAUGGGGCGCUGGGCCCUCGGGAGUCUGGCUUGUGACCUUUGGCUUGCACUGGACUAUGUGGCCAGCAAUGCUUCCGUCAUGAACCUUCUGGUGAUCAGUUUUGACCGUUACUUUUCUAUCACAAGACCUCUGACAUAUCGGGCCAAGCGUACCCCAAAAAGGGCUGGCAUCAUGAUUGGCUUGGCCUGGCUGAUCUCCUUCAUCCUCUGGGCGCCAGCUAUCCUCUGCUGGCAGUACUUGGUUGGAGAGCGGACGGUACCACCAGAUGAGUGCCAGAUCCAGUUCCUCUCUGAGCCCACCAUCACUUUUGGCACUGCCAUUGCUGCCUUCUACAUCCCUGUCUCUGUCAUGACCAUCAUCUACUGCCGAAUCUACCGGGAAACAGAGAAGCGAACCAAGGACCUGGCUGAUCUCCAGGGCUCUGACUCUGUGGCUGAAGCUGACAAGAGAAAGCCAGCUCACAAGGCUCUGCUCAGGUCCUGCUUUAGCUGCCCUCGCCCCACACUGGCCCAGAGGGAAAGGAACCAAGCCUCCUGGUCAUCCUCCCGCAGGAGCACGUCCACCACUGGGAAGCCAUCCCAAGCCACUGGCCCAAGCACUGAGUGGGCCAAAGCCGAGCAGCUCACUACCUGUAGCAGCUACCCCUCCUCAGAGGAUGAGGACAAGCCCACCACUGACCCUGUCUUCCAAGUGGUCUACAAGAGUCAGGCCAAGGAAAGCCCAAGGGAAGAAUUCAGUGCUGAAGAGACCAAGGAAACUUUUGUGAAAGCUGAAACUGAAAAAAAUGACUAUGACACCCCAAAAUACUUCCUGUCUCCAGCUGCUGCCCAUAGACCCAAGAGUCAGAAAUGUGUGGCCUAUAAGUUCCGAUUGGUGGUAAAAGCUGAUGGGACUCAGGAGACCAACAACGGCUGUCACAAGGUGAAAAUCAUGCCCUGCUCCUUCCCAGUAUCCAAGGACCUUUCCACAAAAGGCCUCGAUCCCAACCUCAGCCAUCAAAUGACCAAACGGAAGAGAAUGGUCCUGGUCAAGGAGAGGAAAGCAGCCCAGACCUUGAGUGCCAUCCUUCUGGCCUUCAUCAUCACAUGGACUCCUUACAACAUCAUGGUCCUGGUUUCCACCUUCUGCGACAAGUGUGUCCCCGUCACCCUGUGGCACCUGGGAUACUGGUUGUGCUACGUCAAUAGCACUGUCAACCCCAUUUGCUAUGCCCUCUGCAACAGAACCUUCAGGAAGACCUUUAAGAUGCUGCUUCUCUGUCGAUGGAAAAAGAAAAAAGUGGAAGAGAAGUUGUACUGGCCAGGGAACAGCAAGCUCCCCUGAAAAGCUAACUCCCCUCACAAGAAUGGCCAUGAUCAAGUUCCUCUGACGAUGGCUGAGCUGAUUCUGGUUUGUUAAUUUUCAAAAAAGACAUCUGUCAUUUUGAGCCCCCGGGGACUUUUUAAAGGCUCAAGAUCCGUCACCAAAAGGAAGGAGUCACAGCUGUCACAAUUGCUGCCAUACUGAAUGAUUCUUGUCUAUGACCAAGGUCACCUGAUGCUACUGGAGUUUGCCAUUGAAGUAAAGAGACAGACUCAUGGCCUGCACAAAAGGAGACAUGCUGCGUCACAAUGAGCAGUGACUGACAAGUUUUGUCUAACCUUCUGUGAGGAGCAGCAGGGACCGGGUGGAAACUUGCCCCUGUGGCAACCUGUCAUAGAGUUUUGUGUAGUAUAUAUGUGUUUACGAAGUUGUCUCAUACCAGUGAGAAUCAGUCAGUGUCAUGUGUUAACAUGAGUGAUAUUCAACUGGCUUCUAAGACUCUCUUUAUAAACUGAUCAGUAUUUAUUAUGCAGCUAUUACGUGUCCUGUACUGUGGUAUGUUUUCCUGUCCCUACAUCUGAGCAAAGCUCUUGUUCUUCCCUUUCACAACCAAUGCCAAUUCCUGGUACCCUCCAAAAUCAUGCUGGUCCCCAUGGAACCAUCCCUCCUCCCACAAUCCUGGGUCUGGAAGGACACUGAAACCUGAGAUGGGACACUGAGUCCUAGAGAGGGGCCUCUAUUCUGCUAAUAAAGAUCAUCAAGUCUC